AUGGCUAUCACAAUGGUAUUUCAAAAAAUUUUUCAAACAAAAGCUAAUUUUUUGGAACCAGAAGUUAUGGGUUAUGAUACACCCGAACUUGUUCAAGAAUAUCUUUAUGAAUUGCAUUUUAAGUUUUUAAUUACUCUUUUAACAAAUAACGAAUAUAGAUACUUGGAGUUGGAAAGUCAAACAAUAAAAAAUUUAAUUUUGCCAGACUUGGGUUCAA
Messenger RNA from Racocetra fulgida, 217 nucleotides. The record is from the annotation of a GenBank genome assembly. NCBI's taxonomy places the organism in Eukaryota, Fungi, Glomeromycota, Glomeromycetes, Diversisporales, Gigasporaceae.